ACGGAAAUAUCAAAUGUUGAUGAAAAUCAUCAUCAACAACAACAACAACAAUUGGAUACGGAAAGAUCACCAUCGAAUGAAACGGGCUAUUUUUCAGAUUUAUGGAAUACAUUAACAACGGUGAAUAAAACAUCAUCAUGUCCAGGUGAAUGUGUUCAUGCUAUAACAUCAAUAUUUUGUGAUAAUGUUAUUGAAGAUAAUGUUUCCUGUGGUGGUCAUCUAUCUCGUUGUUGUGUUUCGAAUAGCCAAUAUUAUCAGAUAUUUGGUCAUUUACCUACUCAAUCAUCAUCAUCAUCAUCAUCGGAAAAUUCAGAUAUUUUCGAAUCGAAUAUAUCGACUGAACAAUCACAACCAACAACAACUGAAACAUUUAGUGUUAUAUCAAAUAAUCAUCAUCUAACGACAACCACGACAUUGGCGCCGAUGACCACAAUAAAUCAUCAAGAACCAUCAUUAUUCUAUACAAAUACAGAUUAUCAGCAGCAGCAGCAGCAACAACAACAGAAUUCAAGUAUAAAAACAAAUCCAUGUCCAGUACAAUGUACAUCAAUGCAUGCAAGUAAUGCAUUCUGUUUACGUCCAUUAUAUGAUGCUUAUUGUCCAAAUUCGAAUAAUGAUGAAGAAUGUUGUCUAGAAAUUGAAUCACCAUCAACAUUGGAUACAAUGACAAAAAAUUUUAUCAAAUUAAUACAACAAACAGUAGCUAUGAAUCAAACGAAAAAUAUUGGUGCCGAAUUUCAGCAACAUUCUGUCUCAUCAUCAACACCGUACACUAUAACCACGACAACAACAACAACAACAACUCAAUCAUCAUUACCGCAAUGUGAUGGAACAUGUGUUGUACCAUUAUUUCAUAUGUUAUGCGAUGAAAUUGAUCAUAAUCAAUAUUGUGCACAUGGUUAUUGUUGUGUAAAUCGUGAUGAAAUUAUUUCUACAACAACAACAAUGCCAACAAUUUCACCAUGUGAUGGUACAUGUUUACCGGUCAUUCUAAGUGGAAUGUGUACGAAACCAUCGGAGCUAGUAUUGAAAACAUUAGAUUGCGGUACUGGUACUAUUUGUUGUGCACGUGGUAAAAUUGAUCAAUCAUUCCAAUCAAUUAUUCCUGGUUUAUCUGGUAGUAAUAAUAAUUAUCCAAAUCAUCAUCAAAUAUCAAUACAACAACAACCACCACGAGUACAAUUACCAUUAAUUCCCGUAAGGAAAAAUAAUCAUCCACCAUCACCAUUAUCAUCAUCAUCAUCAUCAACGAUUCUAAUGGAAACUGGUAAUAAUAAAGUUCAUUUUCGACCACCAACAAAUAUUCCAGAUAAUUCCGGAUAUGUUCCAACAAAUGAUGAUAAUAUUAUGCAAUCAUCAUCAUCAUCAAUUAAUGAACAACAUAAUUUUAUUUGUCCAGGAAAAUGUAUAAAUUCAAUGUUCAAAUUUACAUGUUUAGGUGGUUAUUCAAUAAAUAAACAUUUUAAAUGUUCUACUAAAGGACAAAUAUGUUGUGCUUCAAAUGUUGAUAUUGAAAAAUUGGAAAUAUUUCUGCAUAAUACAAAAAUGGUCCAACAACAAGUUCCACCACUACCACAACCACCACAACAACAACAACAACAAAUGUCGCAAGCAUCUAAACCUAAUCCAACGCUAACAUCACAAAUUCUACAACCAUCGAAUGAUAAUAAUAAUAAUAAUAAACCACCAGUAGCAGGAAUAGUUUCGAUUGCGGCACCAAUAAUGAAACCACCAAUUAUAACACAUUCACCAGUACCAAUCCAAUCAUCUAACAAUGAAAAUAUAUCUUCCACCUUUGCAACAACAACAACAACAACAUCAAAACAAUCAUCACAUGUAUGUGGUAUAAAAGGAUCAAAACGUAGUCAACGUGUUGUUGGUGGUAGUGAUUCAUAUCCAGGUGAAUGGUGUUGGCAAAUAGCAUUGGUUAAUCAACAGAAUAAAUAUAUUUGCGGUGGUGUAUUGAUUGGAAAACAAUGGGCAUUAACAGCGGCACAUUGUGUUACAAAUUACUUACGUAAAAAUGAAGCUAUUUUUAUUCGUGCUGGUGAAUAUGAUCUUACACGUAAUAAUCGUUUUGGACAAAUGCAAAAAGUACAGACAAUUUAUGUACAUCAUAAUCAUAAUAGUCAAUCAUUGGAUAAUGAUAUUGCUCUAAUGAAACUUUUAUCACCAAUCGAAUUGAAUCCAAACACAUGUUUAGUAUGUUUACCUACAUGGAAUACGAAUCGUUCAUCAUCAUCAUUAUCACGAGAUAAACAAUGUACGGUUACUGGUUAUGGAUUUCAACAUGAAUCUGGACCAAUUGCAUUAAGAAUACGUGAAGCAUUAAUACCUAUCGUUGAUGAUCAACAAUGUAUAAUGAAAAUUAAUUCCGUUACGGAAAAACAAUUUAUAUUACCGGCAAGUAGUUUCUGUGCCGGUGGCCAUGGUGGCAAUGAUGCCUGUCAAGGUGAUGGUGGUUCUGGUUUAGUUUGUCAUACAAUAGAUGGUUAUUAUGAACUUACUGGUUUAGUUUCAUGGGGUUUUGGUUGUGGCCGUAAUGGUGUACCGGGCGUUUAUGUAAAAAUAUUGGCAUUUAUCGGUUGGAUUAAUCAAAUUGUUAGUACAAAUGCAUAAGUUGGUAAGAGAGGGUUAUAUAAUAUUCAUCUCAUCUCAUUUUAUUUCAUUUGUGUCAUAAAACAUAUUCAACAU
Messenger RNA from Dermatophagoides farinae (American house dust mite), 2694 nucleotides. The record is from RefSeq and is a predicted model, not a curated record. NCBI's taxonomy places the organism in Eukaryota, Metazoa, Arthropoda, Arachnida, Sarcoptiformes, Pyroglyphidae.